UCAUGCAGACACCACUGUCAGCACAUACACUUUCAGCAUGAACCACUCAGCUGAGCUGUCUCCUUCAGAGGAAAUGGCCCCUGAAGAGUUUGACGGUGGGAUAGCAGCGGCUUGUGUCAUCCUCAGUCUGUCCUUCCUGGUUGGAGUUCCAGGGAACCUUCUGGUGAUCUGGACCAUCCUGAGACACGUCAAGCGUCACUCCCACACUCUGGUGCUCAUCCUGCACCUGGCUGCUGCUGACCUGCUGGUCCUCAUCACCCUGCCUCUUUGGAUCUACUCCCUCGCCCACUCCUGGGUGUUUGGAGAAGCCUCCUGCAAAGCCAUAGUGUACAUCAUCACUGUGUGCAUGUUCAGCAGCAUCUUCUUCAUCACCCUCAUGAGUGUGGAACGCUUUCUAGCUCUCUGCCAUCCAUUUUUAAUGAUGUGCUGGAAGAUUAAGCAUGCGAUGAACUGGUGUCCUGUAUUUUUGUGGCUCCUUGCUUUCAUUCUAGGAGUACCUGUCUUACUCACCCAGUCUUUGGAUAAAAAUGAUGGAAGUGAGCAGUGCUUUAGUAGGGAAUUCAGCUCUGUGACUCAAGAGAUCAUCAUCUUGUGCCUGGAGACCUUAGGGGGCUUUGUUUUUCCUUUCAUCAUCAUAACUAUCUGUUACUGUCUAGUGACAGCCCAACUCAGGAGAAUGACUUACAACACCAAGCAGAGAUCCCUGGUUCUCGUACACACGGUGGUUAUAGCCUUCAGUCUGUGCUGGUUUCCUUACCACAUCAUUAACAUCAUGGAUCUGGUUUGCAUCUUAAAGUCAGGCAGUCAGCAUGAUUGUGUGCCAGAUAGUUUUGUUCUGUGCUCCGGUGCUCUUGUGUUCAUCAACAGUUCAUUGAAUCCUGUGCUCUACUUCUUCCUUUCGAGGAACUUUCAAGGGAAUUCCCGACUGGUCAGGCUGUUCCAGGAAAUGGCCACUCAUGCCCACAAACUCAUGGAGCUGGUAGUACAGCAGCAGACAAGCCAGAUGGCAGCAAAUACACAGGUAGAGCUAAUGUCUGACCAGUGUGAGAAAAACUGAAUCCCUGAAACUGACAUGCCUGGAAAAUGUGAACUUUGUCUUCUGCA
Paralichthys olivaceus (Japanese flounder) is the source of this 1104-nucleotide messenger RNA. NCBI's taxonomy places the organism in Eukaryota, Metazoa, Chordata, Actinopteri, Pleuronectiformes, Paralichthyidae. The record is from RefSeq and is a predicted model, not a curated record.